Musa acuminata subsp. malaccensis (wild Malaysian banana) is the source of this 676-nucleotide messenger RNA. The record is from RefSeq and is a predicted model, not a curated record. Lineage: Eukaryota; Viridiplantae; Streptophyta; Magnoliopsida; Zingiberales; Musaceae.
AUGAGGUCCGUCUCCUCGUGUGGGUCCCGCAGAGGCCCGGUUGUUGCCUCCAAUCACAAGAAGGGAAAGCGAGAGCGUACAGCAAAACAGAAAAGACAAGUAUUUUGUGAAGUUUUAAAUGCAGUUAUUCGCCCGCUUGACGUCCGCCAAAAAGCCACGGAGAAGACACGAAGAGCUCAAAGCUUUUGGUGGUGGAGUGGGGUGGAGGGUGGCUCCGAUCCAUCGUGCGACCUCGUCAUCGCCCUCGCGGGAGCCGCUUUUUCUCACGCCGUGAUCGGAGAAUCCAAAUCGGGUUCUCUCGCUUGGCUCCCGUCUUCCUGGAAGGGCACGGAAUCGCCAAAAUCGUGCAGCAGGGACACAAUGUUGGACACAAAUGCAGGCCACAUGUUCCUGCAAAGUAUCUAGUCAGGCUGAAAUAUCAAAAUGAUGUACGCAACCAGAGGUAGACUAUUCUUCAUGGAGCCUUUUUAUGAUCACGAGCACUGUUAUGGGCAAUAUGUAAAUUCAUUAAUAUUACUUAUUGUGCACCAUUUUAGUACUCCAGCCUGGUUCUCUAGUAUCUGAAACUUGCCUUGCCAAAUAUGUUACUGAUAUAUCACAAUGGUAGCAUUUUGCACUGAUGGAUUUUUUUUCUCCCCCCCUAAAUUGUUAUGGUUCUUGCAUUGGUAAACUUAAA